AUGAGCGGCCGGGCGUGGGCGGCUGUCAAUAGAGAUGGUGGGAAUGAGUGUGGUCGGCCGGAAGAUAAAUUGCCUCUGUCUAUAUUCUCAGAGUGUUGUGUGGCUGUGUACGAAGGUGUAUCGCUUGUUGUGCGAUCCUUGCAGCUUUCCUCCUCCGCUAAGUUCCAGGAAUAUUGCACAAGCUCUUCCUGUAUUACAACUUCCUACACAGAGCAGAAUUACACAGAGGCAGCUGAAGCGUCAGAACUGCGUCAUAAGUACUGUCAGCGGCUUCUUCUGCUUCUACGACGUGCUGACGUAAGUGACGCCGGCGCUGAUGUGGGAGCGUUCAUUCAUGACGUCGCUGUUUGGCUCGGUGGAAAUAGAGCACAAGAGACGCUCGUAAUCUCCUGUGCCAAAGACAACGGCAAGAUAUUUACAGAAGGAUUAAAAUCGGGCAUCGCACCCACGGCGAGGAGGCCCAGGUCGCAGCCGGACCCCGAGCCCUCCGCCUCGCCCUUGCGGCCUCGGACGAGCCUCCAUUUGUCGCGGCGAGGGAAACAUCCGUCGACAUUUUCUCGAGCGCCGAAACGCCUUCAUCUUUACUGGGUGUGGCUCCCCGCCCAGCGCGGGGGCGCGGGGGCGUGUGCCGGAGCAAUGGAGGCGCCACACCUUGUCGAGGUGCGGGCGGCACUCGUCGCAGCGCCCUUCGCACGCCCCGACCCGCGUCCCGACGGCUCCCUUCAGGGCGCCGAGCAGAACUUCGUUGGGGCAGCGGCAGGUGAGUCCGGGGCGCGGCGUGAGUCGGGGAGAGAAGGUGAGGCGGGCCGGCUCGGCGGCAAGAUGGCCCUUGUCUCGGGGGAGCGGAGGAGGGCGGUACCUGGCCGCGCCCUGCCGCUCACCUCCCCCGCCCACACGCACGCCCGCCAACAGGAGCACGGCAAAGGGCGGGGUCGCGCCGCCACGCUGGCAUGGGCGCGGCUCUCGGCGCAAUUAGCCGGCGGGGGCGGCCGAGGGGCGAGUGACAGGAGCGAGCGGCGAGGUGUGGCCUCCUGGGCGGCACCUGGCCACACCCGCACCUGGCCGCCCCGCCCUCGAGCGCCCGCCACACCUCGGCGGCGGCGCUGGACACGGCGGGACGUUCGGCAGCCACGGCAGCCACUCAGUCAGUGUAAGCAGGGGCCCUCCGUGAGCGGCACCAGCACCCGCCAGCCCGUACCUCCACUCACGCCGCUCCUGCUCUCCCUCGACGGAACUUCCUCGCCCGCACGCCCUCCCGCCCGCACUCGCAGCCGCCCGCACGCCGCCCUCGGAGCUGUCCUCCCAGCCGCCCGCCGCCCGCAGCAGCAGCACCCACCUGGGGCGCCUCACCUCCGCCUGCUCCUCGGCCACGACGCGCCUCCAACCUCCUCCUCCUCCUCCUCCUCGCGGACGCUUGCUAGGGACUCCGGCUUAGCGUUGGGGCGCCUCCGCCUUCGCUCCUGCGCUUGCAUCCCGAGGGAAAGGCUGAGACCCGAGAGAGAGGCCACGAGCGAGCGAGAAGGCACAACAGGCGUGUCUGUCUGUCUGUGUGUGUGUCUGUCCGCCCACACCACCACGGCCGCUCCGCCGCCCGACACUACGGCGGGUCUCUCACCUCCACGCUCUGCGGCCGCCGCGAAGGAAGCCAGCCCCCACGCCAGCGCGUGUCCGCGCACCAUCGCACCCACGCCGUCCCCAAGGGCUGCUACACUGUCGCCACACACACACGUGUGUUCAUGGCGGGUGGGGAGUGACCGCGGGCCGAGGAUGCUGGGCGGCCUGCUGGCGGCUGCCGUCUUGGCCCUGGCGGGGCUCGCCUGCGCCCACCCUGACGGCGACGCGCUGGACGUGGGCGUGGGCGUGAGCAAACGAGACCUUGAGUUCAACCAGUAUGUGCCCGGCUACCGGCUGCGGGGCGAGCCGUCGUGCGAGGAGCUGCGCGCCAUGUGGAGGCUGAGCAAGAGAGAGGCCCGGCGCGCCACCUCCACCAACCAGCUCCCGAGGGCCCGACCCUACACCUACGGCAGACUAAUAGCGUUCGCCCCCGACCCCAACGCCGGCCCCUCCGCGCCCGUCUACGGACGCAUCUGGAAGGGGCGGUACCCCCCCUUCGCCAAGUCCUCCUCGUCCCAGGUGCCGGUCAAGGGCUCCUUCGAGAAGCUGAAGAUCAUGCUGAUGGACUCCGGCGGCAGCCCCCGGGGCCAGUUCGACACGCUGCGCAGCAUGAUGGCCAUGGAGCGGGGCCCCGGCGUGUCGUCCAAGGGCCGCCUCAAGGAGCUGAUCGGCCUGUCGGCCAGUGAGCGCCGCGAGCAGCGCCCCGUGGCCCUCGCCCUCCGCGCCGUCGAGGAGUCCUACAAGCCCAGCGUCAUGUCGCGCCGGGAGCCGCCGCCGCCGCCGCCCGUCGACAUGUCCCCGCGGACCAUGCGCGGUUCCACGCACUUCUCGCAGCAGGGCUUCGUCGGGCCGCUGCUGCCGGGAGACUCGAGAGUGAGCGGCGGUUCCCCCUGGCAGCCCCCCGCGCCCAACCCCAGCCUGCAGCCGUGAAGGACAACCUCGGGUGGUGGUCCCCGGAGCCGCUGCCCUCACAGGACCUGGGCAUUCACAAGUGGGCGCGAACGCCUCCCCGCCCGGCUGCCAUCAACGAGGAGGACCUUGGGCGCCGUGGGUGGACGCGUCGGCAGCCUUGAGGGGCGAGGGCGUCCCCAUCACGCCCGAAGCCACGUUCGUUCGCCGCUCGGAGGGGGGGGGGGGGGGAAGAGAGAUAUAUAUCUAUAUUCAAGGAAGAGGAGAACGAACCUACAAGAAUUUCGUCUUAGCGUAGGAUCUGGAAGGAGGACAAGAUAUGGAACGAAUACAUUAAAAAAAAUGAAAAUAAAAAAUGUUUAAAAAUAUGAUAAAAAAAAAUGAUCUAAAAAAAAAAGAAUAAUGAUAAUGAUGAUGAUGAUGAUGAUGAUGAUGAUGAUGAUGAUGAUAAUAAUGAUGUCGUUGUCCCUGGGAAUAUUUCCUGAUUCAACUUACCUGUGCCGGAAUUAUAUUUUGAUUCCUGUUCUUGUUUAUCAUAUGCAGUUCUCACAUUUUUUCCCCUCACUCUCCCACUCUCCAUCCAUCUGUCUAUGUCUCUCUCUCUCUCUCUCUCUCUCUCUCUCUCUCUCUCUCUCUCUCUCUCUCUCUCUCUCUCUCUCUCUCUCUCUCUCUCUCUCUCUCUCUCUCUCUCGCACUCUAUCGUCCUCCUUCUAUCUUCUCAUUUUUAUUCUGGAAACCUCAAAAUAGGCAAGGUAGAUUCUGGACUGUAUUUACGGCUAAUUCUUAAACGUAUGGUAUGCAAGGGGCAAAACAAUAUGACUGUUCCGUGCGAUGUACAAGUGUCAUGUCUCGUUGAAGGAGAAAAGAAAAAAUCUCAAAAUAAAACAAAAAAAAAUGUAUAUCAUAAAAAUACGUUGCUUUGUGAAGUCGCUACUUGAAUGUGAGCUCUAUGUAGAUCCUCGGUACGGUCCAAAUUUGCUUCUCGUAAUAACAUACCCAAUUAAAGCCGACACAUAUAUACAUAUAAUAUAUAUAUAUUUUUGUUGUUUUAAGAUGAAAAAGAUGAUCGAGGAAAUCAGUUUGACUGCUUCUGCCCCGUCGUAUUAAAUUAAGGUUACUGACACCUCUUUCUAAACUGUAUACUGCUAGGAUAUCAUAUCAUAUAUUGAUUCAGCAUAUCACAGAUGUCAUAUCAAACAAGUAAGAUGGUGUUAUUACAAGGUUUUUAAAAACACUGAGGAAAAAAAAAAAGAACAUGGACAUAUCCCGUAUUUGUGUGACGCGCAUCUCUCUCGUUGUUUUGUUUGUUUGUUUUUCUAUCUCUAUUUCUUAGAAUAACUCUGUCGUAUUGUCUUAUUCUGUAAGGAUAUAUAUUUUUUCUCUCUCUCUUUUUUACUUUGUUUAUGAAUUAAUUGGGGAACACUGAACCUCGGUGCUUUAAGGUAAUUUUAUUUUCUGUAUACCCCAGUGGGCAGAUUUUUUUUUUUUUUAUUGCAGUAGGAUGUCUGCCUGUGUAAUAGUAAUAAUACUAAUAAUAAUGAUAAUGAUUAAUAAUAAUAAUGAUUCCGGCAUACAUGUCACGCCUAUCCGACCACUCACGGUCAUAUCUCUACCUACAUAUCUGUUGAAAAGAUAAACAUAUCUUAAACUCCUGUAUAUAUUUUGCGAUAAUUGUAAACAAAAACACAAAAAAAUCAAUUGAAGAUAAUUCAUUUGCAGAGAAUUCAUUAUCCAUAUAUAUACUUGUCCAGGUAAAAAAAAAAAAAAAAAAAAAAAAAAAAAAAAAAAAAGGAUUGAAAAUAAGAAAGGAAUUUUAAUGAUAAUGAUAAUAUUUUUGUGUUCAUAUCUGUAUGUAUCGAUUCUUAUGACAGCAGCUUUACGUUAUUAAAUACAAGCGUGUGAGCACCUGUAAUUGAAUUGACGCCCUCAAGAAAACCUCUGUGCUUGCAAGCAACAAAGGUAUCAUAUCAAACUUGGCUUCCUAAACGUUGCAAAUUGCAAUCGCCAAAACGGCCGGUUGCAAAUCUUUGGUCAGUGCAUGUGUGUUUGUUUCUUUGUUCUCGACUUGUUUUUCUCUCUCUUGGCGUAUUGCAAUUUUUUUCUCGAAACAGAAUACAUUUUCGCACAAACUUGGCCACUUUUGAAUUACGUGGCAUGAUUCACUUCUGUGUCAAACUCAGUCAUAGCGAGAUAUAGAAUGUGUGUGUUUACCUCCCCCAUUGUCCAUCGAUACUGUGUCCACCAGUUUAUAUCAAUUAAUUUAUGUAUCUAUCUAUCCAUCUAUCUAUCUCUUUAACCCAAAUAUAUAUUUGUAGGCUGAUGAAAGUGGCCCAAAAAUAAUACGCCAAUGCUUCGAUACAAUCAAAAGACUGACGGAUCCAGA
Molecule: messenger RNA, 4906 nt
Organism: Penaeus chinensis
Lineage: Eukaryota; Metazoa; Arthropoda; Malacostraca; Decapoda; Penaeidae
Source: RefSeq, a predicted model, not a curated record